Molecule: messenger RNA, 342 nt
Organism: Gregarina niphandrodes
Lineage: Eukaryota; Apicomplexa; Conoidasida; Eugregarinorida; Gregarinidae
Product: chagasin family peptidase inhibitor I42
Exons: 1
Coding region: 1-342 (113 amino acids)
Source: RefSeq, a predicted model, not a curated record
AUGAAACUCACAUCAGACUCCGUGAACGACGUAGCUGUUAACGGCUCCGGAAUUGUGGAGUUGGACAGCAACGCGACAACUGGUUACUGCUGGAUGGUAAAAGGCUACAAGAAGGUGGGUGUUGGGAAGUUCGAGAAAGGAACUGAGGCAAGCGACAGCUGGUCCAUCAAGAACAGCGAAUACACCAAGCCGACGAACAACAUGCCAGGGGCUCCUGGUAAGGAGUCCUUUGAGUUCGUAUUCCACGAGCCAGGUGAACACGAGAUCGUCAUGCUGUACGCGAGACCCUGGGAGGCAAAUCAACCAGGAAAGACUGUAACUUACAAGGUCAAAGUAACAUAA